Penicillium oxalicum is the source of this 2913-nucleotide messenger RNA. RefSeq names its product M28 family metallopeptidase. Gene Ontology annotation, molecular function: metalloexopeptidase activity. The coding region runs from base 1 to 2913 and encodes 970 amino acids. The transcript has a single exon. NCBI's taxonomy places the organism in Eukaryota, Fungi, Ascomycota, Eurotiomycetes, Eurotiales, Aspergillaceae. Gene Ontology annotation, biological process: proteolysis. The record is from RefSeq and is a predicted model, not a curated record.
AUGGCGUCUCGCAAAAGCAGAAAUCCCUUGGCGUUCACGCCCUUGCCGGUCACCAUCAUCACCACCGUGGUGUACCUGGCCUUGAUCAUUCCACUCUUGGUCAUUCACCUGAACGUUCCAACGGCACCCAGCGCCAGCCCGUCGGACGGUUUAAAUCUCACCGAGGCAUGGCACGAUCUCCAAGCACUCACGCGGGGCUAUCAUCCAUAUAACUCACACGAAAAUGAUCAUGUGCACGCGUGGUUGCUGGAGCGUAUUGAUGCGAUCCGAAGAUCUGCCCCACCCGACGAAGCUUAUCAACCCGCCGAGGAGAAGCCCAAGGUCUUUGUGUUUGACGAUCUCACGUCAAAUUUGACAUUCUUCGAUAAACGGAGCGGGGUUUACUUUGAAGGCACUAACAUUUUCGUGUAUAUCCGUGGCUGGGAAGAUCAGAAGGAUAGGUGGUGGGAGACGCCCGGCAAGCUCCCCACUGGGAAGGGUGGCGUGCUGGUCAACGCGCACUACGACAGUGUGUCAACUGGAUACGGUGCCACGGACGACGGAGUGGGUGUCAUCACGGGCCUGCAGCUGCUCAAGUACUUCUUGACACCGGGUCAUGCCCCGCGUCGCGGUCUGGUAGUCCUCUUUAACAAUGGUGAGGAGGACUAUCUCAAUGGCGCUCGUGCAUUCAGCCAGCACCCACUGGCAAGGUUCGUGCACACGUUCCUGAACUUGGAGGGUGCCGGCGCCGGUGGUCGCGCGACCCUCUUCCGCAGCACUGAUACCGAAGUGACUCGGGCGUAUGCCAGAUCCGAGCAUCCCUUUGGAUCCAUCGUCAGCGCGAAUGGUUUUGAACUCGUUGGGAGCCAGACCGACUACGUCGUCUUUGAUGGGGAGCUGGGCCUUCGUGGGCUUGACGUUGCCUUUUAUGAACCGCGAGCUCGUUACCAUACCGAACAGGAUGAUGCGCGUCAUACGAGUGUGAACUCGAUUUGGCACAUGUUGUCCGCAUCGGUGGCUACCACCGAGGCCCUUGUUUCCGACGAUAGUGACGAGUUUGAUAGUCCGGCUCGGGUUGAGGGUAACGUGCCUAACGGGCAGGGUACCAAGGCGGUUUGGUUUGACCUUUUCGGCAGCGCAUUCGCAGUCUUCCGCCUGCACACCUUGUUCGCGCUCUCAGUCACUUUGUUGAUUGUGGCCCCUUUGACAUUGAUCAUUACCAGCAUCUGUCUUUCGCACGCCGACAAGAUGUAUCUUUUCCGUUCUACAGGACAGGUCGAGUUGAGUGAUGAAAAGAUCUCACUCCAAGGUCUGCGUGGAUUCUUCCGUUUCCCUUUCUUGGUGGGAAUUCCAACCGCGGUCGUUGUUGGAUUUGCCUAUAUGAUCACCAAGAUCAAUCCCUUGAUCCUACACAGCAGCAACUGGGCUGUUUGGAGCAUGAUGAUCUCUGCCUGGAUUUUCAUGGCAUGGUUCAUAUCGUGCGUUGCGGAUUUUGCUCGACCAUCUGCCUUCCAUCGAGUGUACACUUUUACGUGGAUGUUCGUGAUCUCCUGGGUUCUACUUGUGCUUGCCACUAUUGUGGCAAACGACCGCGGGCUCGGUGGAGGAUAUUUCACGCUGUUCUACUUUGCCAGCAUCUUUCUGUCGACAUGGAUCUCUUACCUGGAACUCUUCUUCCUGCCCCGUAAGGCCGAAUACGUCAACGAAUUGACCCAGGACUCCCGCCGGCCCAGUACCCGUGGCAGUCGCCUUGGCACUGGCGACAGCAACGAAGAUGAUGAAGCGGGCGAAGAGGAGCCUACCGAGUCAACAUCUCUGCUGCGCGGCCAGCACCGCACGACAUUUGCCAACUAUGUGAGCGUUCCGGGCAACCAUUCCGAUGGUUCAGAGGAUGAUGCCAAUGUGGAAGAUCGCAAUGUGUAUGGAAAUGAACAAGCGUGGAGCGCGUCUCUGCCCAGCUGGAUCUGGGUUCCUCAAAUGCUUCUGACUAUCCCGAUCAACGUGGUGAUGCUCGUACCACUGGCCUUGAUCACGACAAGUGCCCUGAACCAGACCGGUCAAGACGGCGAUCCUACGCUCCUGGUGUAUCUGCUGAUGGCAUUUUUCAUCGCGAUGAUCUUUAUGCCUGUCCUUCCGUAUAUCCACCGAUAUACUUACCAUAUCCCAAUGUUUCUCUUCUUGGUUCUCAUCGGUACCUUGAUCUACAAUCUGGUUGCCUUCCCGUUCUCAGACUCCAACCGCGUGAAGCUCUACUUCUCGCAGCAGGUGGAUCUUGACAGGGGGAACUCAUCGGCGUACCUGGCCGGCGUCAGCCCAUUCGUCGAGGAUGUCGUCCGUGGUCUCCCUGGUGCAGGCGGACAGACCGAAUGUCACAACAUCGUACGCCACGGACAGCUUCUGCAAUGCUCAUGGCCCGGUGCCGAGCCGCAGGUUGUUCCAAUUCAGAAUGGCUCAACUACGUACCCGGGCCCGUCCACAGACUGGGUGUCCUACGAAAUCUCCUCCUUGCAGGGCAAGAGCCGCUCCGCGCGCUUCGAAAUAUCCGGCCUCAACACCCGAGCGUGCCGAAUCACCAUGCAAAAUCCAUCGAUCAAGUCCUUCAGCGUGGUGGGAUCUUCCGCACCGGACCAGCGAUUCAUCAAACCGGCUUCCGAAGGGAUGUCGGAGAUCCGACUUUGGAGUCGCACGUGGGACCGUUCAUGGACGGUAGACGUGGACUUUAAGGAGCACGAGACUUCCCUCCGAGGUCUCGUAUCGUGUCUUUGGAGUGACGACAAUAAUCCCGAAUUGAUCCCGGCGCUCACCGAGGCCCGCAAGUAUGUGCCUUCUUGGGUCGCUUUGACCAAGUUGAUGGAUGGAUUGGUAGAAGGGUAUCGCGAGUUUGAGCUGGUCAAGAAUGCUUCGGGCCACUGGGUGCAGAAAAAAAAGAAUUGA